Molecule: messenger RNA, 5924 nt
Organism: Parasteatoda tepidariorum (common house spider)
Lineage: Eukaryota; Metazoa; Arthropoda; Arachnida; Araneae; Theridiidae
Gene: unc-13-4A
Product: BAI1 associated protein 3
Cellular component (GO): secretory vesicle
Source: RefSeq, a predicted model, not a curated record
CAAGUAACAAAAUUACGACAUCUUUUUAAAGAAUAUUCCGUUAUACUUGGAAUCACCCCCGCAAUUUUUAAAAGAAAAGAAACGUAGCCCAUUGACUCACGCACAAAAAAGAGAAGGGUGUAAUAAAAACGGACAGGAUUCUGAUAGGAAAAAAAAUAAAAACAUUUACAUCCUUGAAUACCUCAAUUGAGCCAAGUCUGUGUUAUUAUUUAGUUUCUGUUUCGCCAACGCCAUACGUGAGUAAUAGUGGUAAGACCGGCUAAGUUAAGAACUUGGCGAUGGUAGGUAGUUAAAGUUAGAUUCGGUGACAACCGACUAAGCGCAUUUUUAUGACUUUUCUUGAGAUUGUGUUGAGUUGUUAAGUGACUGGAUAUAAAAUUAACAAUGGAUGAAAGUAGCGAUAGGGAAGAUGGAGACAGUGUUUUUGAAGAGGAUGAAUUGCAGAAAGAUAAGCCUCCGCCUUCUGAAUGUGAUUCUGGAAUUGAAGUCGCUCCUUAUAAAAUAGGGCGUAAGGAAUGGGAAGAGCUAUAUAUUGCCGUUUUAUACACCAUCAAGCACAAGCUUGGUGCAAACAGCAGUGGAUACUCCGUGUACGCCGAGGAUCUUUAUGAGUACGCACAGGAAGCAUUUUGCAUGUCUGAUAACGACCACAAGAGGUUUCUCAGCAUUGCUCAAGACGAGAAGCCUCCUAUACUUGUUGUAAAUGUUACUGUGGUAGAAGCUCAAGGCUUAGAAGCUAAAGAUCCAAACGGCUUUAGUGAUCCGUAUUGUAUGCUGGGUAUCCAACCAGCUAACACUCUAGAAAGAAGAAACAGUUCCGAUGAUGAAUUCGGAACUGGAAGUAUAAAAGGAAGUCCUAGAAGGCAGGGUGGCCUUAAAAAAUUGGGGGCUUCCCUGAAAAGAAAAGACAGGAUACGCAGCAACAGCAUAUCCGAAACGCUGCCAGCCAAAUUCAUCAGGACAACUUCAGUGAAACCACAGACACUGAACCCACGUUGGAACGAACAAUUUAGAUUAGACAUAGAAGAUAUCAGAACGGAUAGACUACAUUUAGAUAUUUGGGAUCAUGAUGAUGAAUCAUCUGUCUUCGACGCCGCUAGAAAAUUAAAUGAAGUUUCUAGUUUAAAAGGUUUAGGAAGGUAUUUCAAACAAAUCGCACAAUCUGCUCGCACAAGCACCGGAGAGAAUAUUGAUGACUUUUUAGGCUGUGUCAAUAUUCGCUGUGAGGAUAUCCCGUCCUCGGGGCUUGAUCGUUGGUUCUGCCUUGAGGGGAGAACUGAGCGAUCGAGUGUUCAAGGGCAGAUACGACUGAAGAUUUCACUGAGUACACGAGAAGACAAAGACAGUGCAGGGGAGGAUGACAAUUGGAAGGAGGUAGUCGAGCAUCAAGAGCUUUUAUGGGUGUUCAUUCAACAUGAGCUAAAACAACAUUUUGGACCAAGCUAUGAGUGGGCCGGUGACUUGCCUCAACCAGCGUUGACUAUAUUGCAUCAACAUGCUAUCCAGGGAGAUAUUACAGAGCUUCAGCAGACUUUAUGUCGUUGGACCAUGUACAGUAAGCAACACAUGGAAGUGCCUCUGGACUAUGCCUUACUGUAUCAACUACUGGAUGACCUUAGCAAAGCUUGGGGAGAACAGGAGAAUCCACUCUCCAGGGAUGAGGAAGCAUCUCUCGCUGAGUCUUUCAAUAUAUUUUUGGAUUUCUCUCUUAAAUUGAUGCAGAAGCAUCGAGAUCUAUUUCCUCCUGGAAACACAUUAGCACAGCAUAAGCUCACACAUUUGCUCAAAUGCCUGUCAACUUUACACAAUUUAAAAGCUUUCCGGUGGUGCUGCCCAUUUAGACAUGAUCUUCACGUGGAAAUAAUUACUAGCAUAAGAAAAGGAACUCUUGAUUGGUUUAAUGUUCAAGUUGCAAAUGCGGAAGCUUUACAGAGAAAAGAAUCUACUUCCAAAUGGCCACUGAAGCGCUUGAUAGACCUAAUAAAUGUGCUUAAUACAGACGUCUACAAAGGUUACGUCUAUUACAAUGAAGAAUUUGAAAGUAUUGCUGGUGUAUCGUAUUCAAUAGUUGUUUAUAAGCAAUUAGAAAAAAUGGUGGGAGAUAUUAUAGGUUGCAAAAUACAGGAUGCAUGCAGUACUGUAGAUGCUGAACCUGAUGAUAAAAUUGAUUCUGAUUAUAUGGUGCAAACAACAGCUAUGUUUGAAUUAUAUAUGGCUCUUCAAGAGUUUAUCAAAUUCAAAGAUAACAUACCAUCUGAUGAGAGAAAGAAUUUAACAUUGGUUAACUAUCACCUAUGGUUUAAAGAUGCAGUUAACCACUGGUUCGUUGUUGCUUCAACUAAAUCUCUGAUUCGGAUUAAAAAAGCUGUUGAGUUAGACAAGAUUGCUUUCAUUGACAAUUACGUGAAACACAGUACUUCAGCGGUUGAUACAGCUACAUGCUUUGUACAGAUUAAGGAAUUUUGGAGGCAGCUGUCAUGGCCUGACCCAGCGGGAUCGUUUACGUUUGUUAUGAAAGUAAUUGAGAUUAUUUGUGAAGGAACAAUUUACUAUGCUAAACUGUGUCAGCAAAGACUUCAGAAGACAACAGAGACCGAAGGUCAAACUGAAUCCAAUGAAAAACUUUGUAUAACAAUCAACAACAUGGAAUAUGUUCUUCAAACGCUGAGGCCUUUGGAAGAAGAACUUGGAGUUGAACAGAUCAUCAAGGCCCUUAAUGUAAAUCAAGGAGGAUGCACAGCCAAUCAGUGCCGCGAAUCAAUCUAUGAUUUAAUAAAUAAAACUGAAGACGAUGUUACUGGAAAAAUAUUUAACAUAAUUUGUGGAAUGGUUGAAAAGCUACGUCCAGACAUGAAGAAAUUUGUAUUUCAUCUUGCAUGGGCACCAGAAAAAUUAGAUGCUGAAAAUGCUAUUCGCCCCUUACUUGAAAAUUUAGACACGACAUUGCGGGCGCUCUAUAAUAAUCUCCUUCAGGCCAACUUCGAUCGCCUUCUCGAUAUGAUGUGGACUGUACUAAUGCAUGAGCUGAUGGAAACUACUCAAAGUAACAUUGGUAAAGAGAAACUUGCUUUUUUUGAUCGCUUACAUUCAUCUUUAGCGAUUUUAGUAGAUUUCUUCCAUGGCAGUGGAAAAGGACUUCCUCUAGACUGUAUCCAAAAUGCUCCCUAUCAGGAUCUCUUUCAUAUGCUUAAACUUCAAAAGUCAGAAACUCUACACCUAAUCGAACUAUACAUUUUACAGAGAUUAGAAGAACAGCAAAAAGUCGAAAAGCCAACAUACGGUAUUCUAACAAUAAAAACUUCCUAUAACGCUGGAGCCGAAAGUUUAUACAUUGAUAUUUUAAAUGCUAGAGAUCUUUUGCCAUUGGAUCCAACAGGUUUCAGUGAUCCAUUUGUGAUUAUAGAGCUUGUGCCUCGGCACUUUUUCCCUAACUGUGUUAAACAAAGAACAAAAGUCCAAAAGAAAACUCUAUUUCCAUUAUUUGAUGAAGCUUUUGAAUUUAGGAUACCUUAUGAGCUAUUGCACCGAGAGGGUGCAGGCCUGUGCUUCAGUGUCAUGGAUCACGACAUGGUGACUAAAAAUGAUUUUGAAGGUGAAGCUUUUUUACCUCUGUGCAACAUAACUGAAUCUUCUCCAGAAGAAAUGAAGGAUAUGCGACCCACUGAACUUUGUCUCAUUCAUCCAAAUGAUAAAAAUGAAAUUCUUGUAGCUCUAGCGGCAAGAACAUGGGACAAAGAUGCUCAAGACUUCGUGAAGAAUCUUAAGCAUAGACGAAAAAGAGCUGAAACAGAAGAGGAUGUAGCAGCUGUAGAAGAAGAAUAGCAAUAACUCGAAAUAUAUUACGCCAAAAAUUUUCCUCAAAAUUGUCAGCAUAAAACUUAUUGCUAAUUUCGCUUACUAACACAAUCGAACUAACUCAAUUUAGAAAUUAAUUCAAAAUUAUUCAGCUAACCGUGCUAGAGUAUAAAAUAUUUACUGCUUAGUGCAAUUGAAUUAGCUUGAUUAUUCGCUAAACUUCUAACUUUCUUAACAAACAAUAUCCUUAUUUCUAUUAUAAAAGAAAGAAAUUAAAAGAGUAUGCUACUAAAUAAUAAUGUUCUUAAAAACACAAAAACUUUUCAAAUUAUUUUCAGCAAUACAUUAUUAUUUUAUAUAACUGCUAAUACGUCUAGAAAUUUAAAUAUAUUAUUUAUUCCUGUUUUUUCAGAAUGAAUCGAUAUAUUAAUUAACUAAUUGCACUAAAAUAUUAACUGCUCAACGCACUGAAACUAGAUAAAUUAUUAAAAAAAACUUCGGCAAUGCUUUGCUAAUAAUUUUUUUUUAUUUAAUUUAAAAGAGACAGAAACUAAUUUUAUCAAUCACCCUUUAAGGCAUGAAAACCGUACGAACUAUUUUCGGCUACGCAUUAUCCAUUUACAUAAUUAAUAAUAAAUUUAAGCGUUGAAAGACCUUAUUCUAUUUUAAAUAUAAAUUAAUUCCAAAUACUUUAGCUAUUUCUGUUAAUAAGGUAUAAAAUAUUAACUGCUUAACGGUAUAAAUUAGCUGAAUCAUUCUCUAAAUUAUUUUUAUACUUUUAAAUUGCUUUACUAACAUUUUUUAUUUCUCUUAGAAGAUAGAACAGCAACAACUUAGGUAAACUUUGCUAAUAGAGAUUAAGAAAACGAUUGCAAUUUGUAUUGUCUUCCAGCACAACAGCUCAUUCAAAAUCAUUAAUUAAUCAAAAGCCGCACCAAUUAUUUUUGACUAUACUUAACUGAAAUAAAAAAUUAACAAUAAAUAUAGAAAUUAAAAUACUUAUUUUUUUUCUACAAUAUGGAUCAAGAGGUUCUAGAAUGCUAUGUGACUUUUUAAUUUCACCUUGACAUUGCUAGAACUGGCUGGAGUUAGAGCUUGUGAUAGAGAUAAUUUGUAACGUUUAAUUAUAAAUGAAUACCUCACUGCCAAUGGCUUUUGCUUUUUAUUAUUUAUUUAAAAACAAAUUCUGCAUUAGUGUAUAUUUAUUACCAAAAGCUGAAAAACAAGGCCUAUUGUCCUUAAAUUGUUAUGAGAUUAUUUAAAUAUAGAACUCUUUGUAAAAAAGGACACUUUUUGAAUAGUCGGUAGUAUUCCAAUCUUACAAAAAGAGAACUAUUUUUCGCCAAUGUAUAACUCAAUAGAUACAAAAUUGUCAUAUCUAAAAAGAAUUGAGUAGUUUAAGUUGCAUUUGGAAGCAUUUAUUUAUUUUUUAAGAUAAAUAUACUAAGGGCAAAGAAGUUAAGUGCUACAGCAAGCUAUAAUUAAAUAAAUUAAGUACUUUGAUUUACUUUGGAUUAAAUAAAUUCACAUUCUUCUAAAAAUAAUCUGCAGCGAUUCUGCAGCAGUUAGUGCAGUGAACUACGCUAAUUUAACUGCAUAGAUUUGAAUAAAAUGUUAAUAUUUUUUGAACCUAAUGUAAUGACAUUGUUGAAUAUUUUAAUAUAAUACUGUUUUAUGAUAAUACUGUCUCAUAUAAUGCAAAUAAAAAUUAUAUUUGCUAGUUUAGCGAAUAAAUUGAAAAAUAAUAGAACUUUUUACGACCUAAUAUAUAUUUACCAAAAUCUUAUUUACAUUGUUUCUAUAGGGAACAAAAUAUAAAGAUUAGCUUAUAUAUAAAAAUAGUUAUCACUACGUCACUAAUUAAAAAGUAUAUAAAUUCUGAUAGUUUAUAAUGAUGUAGUUUAAAAACUUGAUAUUGUUUCUAUUAAUCUAUAGUUAAAAUAUUAAAUAUCUGUUCCAAUUCUUGUAGCAAAAGAUAACUUUCGGCUUCAAAUGUAAGUUAAAAUGACGUUUAAUGAAAAAAUACUUGUUUAUCAGUUCAAGUAUUUGACGUCGCCGAUACGAACUUUUCACUAAAGAAACGUAUUCUUUAAUAUAAUAAUUGGGCUGUGAGUUACAAUAUUUCAUUA